UAAAACACGUUCACACGAAACAAAUGACUCUCUCUCUCUCUCCUCUUUGCUGCAGUUAGAAGCAUUCUCGCAGAUGAGAGUUUUGCAUUUUCUCUCUCUACUUUCUCUCUCUAGCUACUAGUCUGCCAAAACGGUUUGUGGGGGAGAAUUUGGCUUUAGGGUUUGGUGGUUGCAGUAGCAGAGAGCUGCUACUCUGUUUUUUAUCUGCAGAAUUUGAGUGCUUUGACUUGGAUUUAGAGUUGGGUUUGGUUCUAAUUUUGCUGGUUGAAAUCUGAAAUGGAGAGAGACUUCUUGGGUUUGAAUUCUAAAGAUUCUGUAGUUGUUGUGAAGGAAGAGGCUGUUGAAGGAUGUAAAGACUCAGCAUUUUCAAAGGGUUCAGGAGUUCAGUGGCCCUUGUCAAACAAGGUUUCGGCCCUUCCUCAUUUCAUGUCCUUUAAGGUUGCUCAAGAUGAAAUGAAGCCAAAGGUGAUGUCUGACCCACUUGCUGCUUCUGGAUUCAUGUCUAUAUCAACUGCAGAUGCAUUUGACACCACUCGCAAACACCGCUCUGGUGAAACCCAGAAAGUUCAUGAUGGACAAGGUGGCGUUCAUUUUUCAAUGACAAAUUAUCCUGUGCAACACAAUGCGCUUCCGAUGCAUUUUUCUCAUGAUGUUAAGAUGCUUCCAGCUGCAAAUUCCAUGAGCAACCCUUUCUUCAAAACCCAUUUUUCUGGUGCUGCUCAGAACUUUGCAGGUGCAACUAUGAAGCAACAAUUACUUGGCGGGAUCCCUGUUACGGCACCACAUCCAAUGAUUUCUUCUCUUGCUUCUGUUGCAGGAACCACUGAACCAUGGUUAAAUUCCAAGUCCUCUGAGGCUCCUCCUCAAUUGACCAUCUUCUAUGCGGGAACAGUGAAUGUGUAUAAUGAUAUCUCUCCUGAGAAGGCUCAGGCUAUUAUGUUCUUGGCUGGAAAUGGGGCUUCUAACAAGGCACAACCAAGAGCUCAGGUUCAGGUCCCUACCUCCAAGCAGACUGGGGGAGAUGGUGUUCUUGGCAAUCAGCCCACUAUUAAUACUCCACCCAACUCUGGCCUUUCCAGCCCUAUCUCUGUUUCUUCACAUCCAGUUGGUCAGUCUGGUAACGGGCUUACUGCCAAUGGUGAAAUGAUGGCAGCCAAACCAAAUGGGGUUUCAACCACUCCGCUUAGCAAAAUUGACCCUCCGAAGAUUGGACCUCUUGCUGCAAAUACCAUGAUACCAUCAGCCAUUCCACAGUCCCGCAAAGCAUCCUUGGCUCGUUUCCUUGAGAAGCGCAAAGAAAGGGCACUGAACUCAGCACCCUACAACGUCAGCGUCAAAUCUCCCGAGUGUGCCACUCCAGGAUCCACCUAAGUUUUUGUGCAGGCGGUGCCGGUCCUCGUCAUGAUGUCAGAGGGCCAAUUAUCAAUUUAUGUAGUAAGAUGUAGUAGAUGUAACUGAAAUGGGUUUUGUUGUCCUACUUUAUUAUCUUUUAUGAUCCCAACUUGUUAGACCUUCAAUCUUAACUAAGUUUGUUUUUAUAUGAAGUUGUUCACUAGUGUGUUAAUUCAUUGGUCUCUUUUCUGAAUAUGUAGUCAGGUUGUAUUCAAACAUUUUAAUACACUGUAAUAUUAGGGAAUGUAUGUGUAAUUCAGAACAAGCUUGCUCUUA
Molecule: messenger RNA, 1668 nt
Organism: Camellia sinensis
Lineage: Eukaryota; Viridiplantae; Streptophyta; Magnoliopsida; Ericales; Theaceae
Source: RefSeq, a predicted model, not a curated record